Hymenoscyphus albidus is the source of this 748-nucleotide messenger RNA. The record is from the annotation of a GenBank genome assembly. Lineage: Eukaryota; Fungi; Ascomycota; Leotiomycetes; Helotiales; Helotiaceae.
AUGGAUUACAUUAUUCGUCCAGAAGACCCGCCCCCUGGAACUAAGAAGGAAUUGACUCAUAUUGAACAAGUCGCGUUCCAGAUGUUCAUUGCUGGAUUUGAUCCUAUCCAAAUCACAUUCUACGCUGCACUAUUCUUCCUCCUCAAACACCCCCAAAUCCUCGCGAGACUCACGAAGGAGAUCCGUAACUCGUUCAAUAACUAUGAUGAGAUAACGCCUGAUGCACUAUCCAAUCUCAAAUACUUGCACGCUGUCAUCUCCGAAAGUCUCCGGGCACAUUUGACAAUAGCCACCGGAUUGCCUCGUAUCAGUUCAGGCGCCAUCGUCGAUGGGGUUUAUGUUCCCAAAGGGGCAUGUCUGCCUGAAAUCUUUACGAUGAAAUUAUCUGCUUAUUAUUCCACAGGUUGUGUGUCACCUCAGCUCAUUCAAGGCCAUGCGCGGUGAAAGAUAUCUCCGUGACCCAUUGGGGUUCCAUCCGGAGCGUUGGCUUUCUUCGGAACAUCCUCUAUAUGACACUAGAUAUGCGGAUGAUAAUCUGAAAUCCUUCUUUCCUUUCGGUCUUGGCCCAAGAAAAUGUACUGGCAGGGAAAUCGCAUGGUCACAAACAAGAUUGUUCCUUGGGAAAGUGUUAUGGAGUUUUGAUCUUGAAGGGGUUCGUGGCCACGAGAAGUCUUUUGACGAAUUCAAGGUCUAUGUUAUGUGGAAUAGGCCGGAGCUAUGGGUCCGUUAUUCGCCCGUUGAUCGAUAA